This is a messenger RNA of Chaetomium strumarium, 1242 nucleotides long. RefSeq names its product Coproporphyrinogen III oxidase. The record is from RefSeq and is a predicted model, not a curated record. The transcript has 2 exons. Lineage: Eukaryota; Fungi; Ascomycota; Sordariomycetes; Sordariales; Chaetomiaceae. The coding region runs from base 1 to 1242 and encodes 413 amino acids. Gene Ontology annotation, cellular component: cytoplasm. Gene Ontology annotation, molecular function: coproporphyrinogen oxidase activity.
AUGGCUUCUCGGAGGCCGGCCCUUCGUUUCCUCGCGCCGUGCACGCCACGCAGUCAAUUGAGCGUCUCGCUGUCCCUCGCUUCCCGCUCGAGCUCUCGGAGGGCGUUGUCAAGCCUCCCAGGUCCUGCAACCUCUGGUCAAACAUUCGCACCUCGGAGGAGAUACUUGGGCUGGGCUGCCUUUGGUCUCCUGGUUACUGUGCCCCUGACGUAUAAGAUGGCCAUCGAUGAACCCCUCAACAUGGAUUCGCUCGCGGAGCGUGACCAGCAACUCAAGGCCGAUCAGGGCGUGUCGGAGCUCUCGCCGAUGCGUCUGCGCAUGGAGAAAUUCGUCAAGGAGCAGCAAAAGGCCAUUGUGCGCGCGCUGGAGGAAGUGGACGGCACGAAGUUCCGGGUAGACGAAUGGCAGCGCAAGGAGGGCGGCGGCGGCAUCACCUGCGUGCUGCAAGAGGGCAAGGUAUUCGAGAAGGCGGGUGUCGGCGUCAGCGUUGUCUACGGCACCCUGCCGAAGGCGGCCAUUCUGAAGAUGCGCGCAAACCACAAAAACAUCGCCGACGAGAAGAACAUCCCAGACAGCCUUGAGUUCUUCGCGGCAGGGCUCAGCUUGAUCGUGCAUCCGCACAACCCAAUGGCGCCAACGGUGCACCUGAACUACAGAUAUUUCGAGACCGCGAACCCAGACGGGUCGCCCGGUGCUUGGUGGUUCGGCGGCGGCUGCGACCUGACUCCAUGCUAUCUCUUCGACGAGGACGCGAUAGAAUUCCACAAGUCGAUCAAGGAGGCAUGCGACAAGCACAACAAGGACUACUACCCGAGGUUCAAGAAGUGGUGCGACGAGUAUUUCUACAAUAAGCAUCGCGGCGAGUGCCGCGGCAUUGGCGGCAUCUUCUUCGACGACCAAGACGAGUCGGUGGCGGACAAAGAGAACCUCUUCGCCUUCAUCCAGGACGCGCUCAAGUCGUUUGUGCCGACCUACGUCCCCAUCGUGAACAGGCGCAAGGACAUGCCAUUCACGGAGAAGGAGAAGGAGUGGCAGCAGAUCCGCAGGGGCAAGUACGUGGAGUUCAACCUGGUGCACGAUCGGGGAACGGCAUUCGGGUUGAACACGCCUGGGGCCAGGGUAGAAAGUAUUCUCAUGAGCAUGCCGCUGACGGCGAGCUGGAAGUACAUGUAUGAGCCGGAGCCGAAGAGCAGAGAAGCGCGGUUGGUUGAGGUGCUGAAGAAUCCCAAGGAGUGGGUAUAG